GCUGAAAUCGGAACCUUUAUGCCAAACCUAGCCUUCGUCGCUUAAACCCUAUCAUUUUCUUCUCUCUCACUCACUCCAUCACAAGCCGCCGCGCAUUGUUAUCUCCACAAUCGAGCUUCUGCUGCAACAACCAUGGAGGCGGCUGCUCCUUCUAUGCAGCAACAACAACAACGCCGCAUUGAAUUUCAUCUGGCUAGAAAACCCAUCUCUUCUUCCUUCGCUAACACCAGCAAUUCUUCCAAUUUCAAGCUUGAAACUCUGAACCCUUCUUCUCCUUCAAUCUCUUCCCUUCGCCCUUCUCAAUCUCAAUCUCAACCCCCUUCUUCCAAUUCUAAAAAGCCGGAGUCUUCUGAUUUCAUUGAUGCCACUUUUGAUCUCGAUUUCGUUUUGCGAAUUCCUUUUCGCCGGAUUGGAGCUGGUUUGGAAAAUCUGGGGAAUACAUGUUUUCUUAAUUCUGUCAUACAGUGCCUCACAUACACAGAGCCGUUAGUAGCUUAUUUGCAAAGUGGCAAGCAUCAGAAUAAUUGUCAUGUUGCUGGUUUUUGUGCGUUAUGUGCCAUGCAAAAACAUGUUAAUCGCGCCCUACAAUCAACUGGGAGAAUAUUAGCACCGAAGGAUCUUGUUUCAAACUUGAGAUGUAUAUCUCGUAGUUUUCGAAAUGCAAGACAAGAGGAUGCACAUGAGUACAUGAUAAAUUUGCUGGAGUCAAUGCAUAAAUGCUGCUUACCUUCAGGCGUGCCUGCUGAGUCACCUGGUGCUUAUGAUAAGAGUUUGGUUCACAAGAUAUUUGGGGGUCGCUUACGUAGCCAGGUAAAAUGCUUGCAGUGUUCCCAUUGUUCGAAUACAUUCGACCCAUUCCUGGACUUGAGCCUUGAAAUAGCAAAAGCAGAUUCAGUGUACAAGGCCCUCUCACACUUCACUGCCCCUGAGCAAUUGGAUGGUGGGGAGAGGCAGUAUAAGUGUGAAAGGUGUAAGCAGAAAGUCAGGGCACUCAAACAGCUUACAGUUUAUAAAGCUCCAUAUGUUCUGACUGUCCAUCUUAAGCGAUUUCGUCACUUUAAUGGGCAAAAGAUUGACAAGAAAGUCCAUUUUGGCUCUUCAUUGAAUCUCAAGCCCUUCGUCAGUGGAACCUAUGAGGGUGAUUUGACCUAUACACUCUAUGGUGUACUGGUUCAUGCUGGGUGGAGUACACAUUCUGGUCAUUAUUUUAGCUUUGUGCGCACAUCAAGUGGAAUAUGGUACUCACUUGAUGACAACAGGGUUUAUCAAGUAAGUGAAAAGACUGUAAUGGAGCAGAAAGCAUAUAUGUUGUUCUAUGUUCGUGAUAUGAAAAACGUUGGUACUAAGAAAGCCAUGGAUGUUGUUCACAAGGAAAAAUUGAUCACAACUAUGCGAAAUGCUUCAAGUUCUUGUUCCAUCCCUGUUGUCAAGAGCUUUCAAAAUGGUUAUGCUGACAAGAACUCGAAGGAAACUAUCCCAUCUGGUCUGGUUGUGAAUCAUUCUGAAGGCCGUAAUUCUUCUAUAGUUCCGGUUCAACAGAAUACAUCAAAAUGUGUUUCAUCUAAUGGCAUUGCAUCUGGGAAAGAGUCUAGUCAUGAAAAUAAUAUCAAAGUAUCAACAUUGCCAUCUGUUACAAAGAAGGAAAAUUCGUUAAUUACAAGAACUGAUUUGGAUGGAAUGGUACAGUCAGCAACCAAGUUUAGUAAUGGUGAUCAUUCUGGAAAAAUUCCUACUGCUACAGCUUCUGCAGUCUGCUGUGUUACCAACGGGGAAAAGGAAUUCGCAUCAGUGGAGAAGCCAUCAAUUUCCAACUUCCCUUCUAGUGCUAAUAUUUUAUGCAACAAAGAAUCUCAUAUGGUCAGUACUCCUGCAGGCACUGAGGGUCAUAACAUUCAAUCCAAUAAUGUAAAUGAUGUUAAGUCAAAUGUCCCAUCAGAUUCUGCAAUCCAACUAUCCACCGAAGAUGGAAUUGGCAACACCAAGGUUUCAAAGGAUGAAGCUUCAGAGCCUAUGUCUGACAUCCCUUCAGUAUUAAGCAAACCGAGAAAUAAGAGGCCAAGAAUGAAUGGGUCGUCUGCUGCAAAAUCUCCUGAAAGUGCACCUCGCAAAAGAUUAAUGAAGGAGAUCUUGAAGUCAAGUAUUGGGGGAAUGCAUUUUAGCACGAAGUUGCUAUAUGGGGCUUCUCUGAGCUUGAGAAACAGGAAAAAGUUCAAAAGGAUGAAGAAAAGCAAUAAAAAAGUUCUGCAAGAGAAUCUGCUUACUGAAGAUAGUAUCCCUGCAGACAUGGGUCCGUCAACUUCUGACUCUGAUCCUGCGGGUACUAUUAAACAUAGCCACAAAAGAGCAAAUUGCAAGGAUGCUAAUGAUUUGUGUUCCAAUGAACCAACUUCUCAACUUGUAAAAGAAGUAUCCGGUGCCACAGGAGGACUGCAUGAGCCUGCUGUUGGACGCUGGGAAGACGUGGAGCCUCCUUUGAAAAAAGUGGAAUCAAAUGGCCAAGAUACUUUAAGCAUUGGUCAUGUGCUGGAUGAAUGGGAUGAGGAAUAUGACCGUGGUAAAAGAAAAAAGAUCAGAGUAUUGCAGAAUAAUUUUGGGGGACCAAAUGUUUUCCAAGAAAUUGCAACAAAGAAAGCAAAAUUGAAGGCAAGGAGUAAAGACCGCAGAACACGACCUUGUAGAUAAGCCAUCCUACAGAUUUCUUCAGCUAGUGGCUGUAGAUUUUAUCAUGGGGGCUUACAAGAAUUUUCCUGGAAGUAUUCUACUACUUGAGCAUACAUCCAGGGCUUUUCUAUCGUGGAGAUUUUGCACCAUUGAAGUGUUGGGAGUCUCCGUACCAUGUUGCAGCAUUAAGCAUUGUACUGGACUACUGGUCCUUGCCUCGAGACCGAUUCGAUUCGAUGGCGCUUACAUCUGUCCCUGCCAGGUAAUAAUAGAUAUGAUUAUCUAUCUAUAAUAUUUUUGAAGACGCUCUUAUUUUUUAUUUAUUGGAAGGACAAUAUAGUAUAUCAAGGAUCUUUAAAUCUGCAGUUUGUAUGAUUGAAAUUUUGUAGGCAUUGUGUAAAAGGUUCUUGAUCUGUCCUUCAAAGUAUUGUAUCUGUUUCUGAAGUAAUAUCGUGGAAUGUAAGUUGAUCACUCAUUAGCCUUAAUAAAUUACUUUCUUGAUCAA
Molecule: messenger RNA, 3166 nt
Organism: Spinacia oleracea (spinach)
Lineage: Eukaryota; Viridiplantae; Streptophyta; Magnoliopsida; Caryophyllales; Amaranthaceae
Product: ubiquitin carboxyl-terminal hydrolase 23
Exons: 11
Coding region: 133-2682 (849 amino acids)
Biological process (GO): protein deubiquitination
Cellular component (GO): nucleus; cytosol
Molecular function (GO): cysteine-type deubiquitinase activity
Source: RefSeq, a predicted model, not a curated record